Glarea lozoyensis ATCC 20868 is the source of this 612-nucleotide messenger RNA. Its product is annotated as N-terminal nucleophile aminohydrolases (Ntn hydrolases). Gene Ontology annotation, molecular function: peptidase activity. The transcript has 2 exons. Lineage: Eukaryota; Fungi; Ascomycota; Leotiomycetes; Helotiales; Helotiaceae. Gene Ontology annotation, biological process: proteasomal protein catabolic process. Bases 1 to 612 code for a protein of 203 amino acids. The record is from RefSeq and is a predicted model, not a curated record. Gene Ontology annotation, cellular component: proteasome core complex, beta-subunit complex; cytosol; nucleus.
AUGGAGGUAUUACUCGGUAUCACUGGCAAGGACUUUACCCUCAUUGCUGCUAGCAAAGCCGCCAUGCGAGGAGCGACAGUAUUGAAGGCUGCGGACGACAAGACAAGAUCGCUCAACAAGCAUACUUUGAUGGCAUUUUCUGGAGAAGCUGGAGACACAAUUCAAUUCGCAGAAUAUAUCCAAGCAAAUGCGCAGCUCUACUCCAUGCGCAAUGGAAUUGACCUUUCUCCCUCCGCCGUCGCGAAUUUCGUCCGCGGUGAACUUGCCUCGUCCCUUCGUUCUCGCAAGCCAUAUAACGUCAAUCUUCUUCUGGGCGGCGUUGAUCCUAUUACCCUCAAGCCAUCAUUAUACUGGCUGGACUAUCUAGCGUCGCUCGCUCCUCUGCCGUAUGCGGCUCACGGUUACGCCCAAUACUACUGCCUCUCUAUCCUCGACAAACACCACCACCCAGAUAUUGACUAUGAGCAGGGUCUGAAGAUUCUAAGGAUGUGUACCGAUGAGCUGAAGAGGAGGUUACCUAUCGAUUUCAAGGGCAUGCUGGUCAAGGUUAUCACGAAGGAUGGGAUUAAGGAAGUUGAAUACAAUGACGAUGCGAGGGUGGCAUGUCCAUAA